Messenger RNA from Perkinsus marinus ATCC 50983, 552 nucleotides. RefSeq lists its product as hypothetical. Lineage: Eukaryota; Perkinsozoa; Perkinsida; Perkinsidae. The transcript has a single exon. Bases 1 to 552 code for a protein of 183 amino acids. The record is from RefSeq and is a predicted model, not a curated record.
AUGCUUCGACCAUCUGCUGGUAUACGGGCGGUGCAUGGGCCAACUGCUGCUCUUGUGGUAUUGCUUGCUGUUGCUGAGGAAGCUGCUGGUUUCUGGUCUGUGAACCUUGAGGCUGUUGAGGCAACAACUCCGACUGUUGUAGCUGUGGUUGCUGUUGGGAGAACAGAUCAUGUAACUGUGGGUGCAUUUGUUGCGAACCCCGCUCCUGUCGUGAUUGCUGUUGUGAUGGUAACACUUGAGGUUGAGGUUGCUGUUGUUGUUGAGAUUGUUGUUGCUGCUGUUGAGGUUGCUGUUGUUGUUGUUGAGGUUGCUGUUGUUGUUGUUGUUGAGGUUGCUGUUGAGGUUGCUGUUGUUGUUGUUGUUGCUGUUGCUGGGGUUGUUGAGGUUGUUGCUGCUGCUGUGGUUGUUGUUGUCGUUGUUGCGCUAGCUGCUCCAUCUGCUGCCACUCCCUUACAUGCUCUCCUGUGUCCACUGGUCUCGGCUGCGCCUGUUGUACAGAUACCCGGGAGGGGGACUCUGAUACUCCAGCCACCUGAACUGCCUGAGCAGUGA